This is a messenger RNA of Bipolaris maydis ATCC 48331, 1002 nucleotides long. The record is from RefSeq and is a predicted model, not a curated record. NCBI's taxonomy places the organism in Eukaryota, Fungi, Ascomycota, Dothideomycetes, Pleosporales, Pleosporaceae.
GACCUACCCCCACCAUAAACCAGAACAUCCCAAUCUUCCACACACAUACAUCCAACGUCUCACCUCCCCAUUCUUUGUUGCAUCCAAUUGGCCCACCACCUACACAAAACAUGACCACGCCCACCCCCCAAACCUGGACCCUCCGCCUUAAAUCCCACAAAACAACCGUCCUCCUCCACAUCGACCCUCUACACACCUUCGAUACCAUAAAAGCCGCCUUAUACGACGCGCUCCAGCAAACCGAACUCCGCCACCCAGACACGGGCGCCGCAAUCCCUCUGCCCGCCUCGCCCUCGGACAUCCAGCUCGGCCGCCCGGUCAACAUCAACGACGCACACGAGGGCUUCAAGCUUGGGGAGUGGGAAUACAGUGCUCUUGACAAUGGAGAGGAGGUAGAGGGGAAAGGGAAGGGUAAAGCGAAAGCUGCGGCGCCAACUGGCGGGAAAGGGGCGGCGAGUGCGAAACAGUGUCCGAAAGGGGCGGGGUUGAAGGAUGGGGCUGUGCUGGCGUUUCGGUGGGUGGGGGAUGGGAAUUGGGAAGGGGAGGAUGAGGAUGAGGAGGACGAGGGUGCGGGGGGGGGGAGGGAGGGGGAUAUGUGGGGGGUUAAGCUUGCGAGCUUUGAGGAUGCGUAUGGGGUGGAGAAUGAGGGGGAUGUUGGGGGUGGGAGGGAGUUUGAGGGGUGAGUUUUGUGAGCAGUUGGUUUGCAUGGAUAAUAUGAGAUUGAGUUGUCUUGGAUUCGUCCGAGGUUGGCUAGGAAAAGGCGCUUGAGAAGAUGGCCAAGUGCGCCACCAAGGCUCGUCUGGGGAGCAGUAAAACCAAAAUACUGACUCAAAGAAGUAUCGUCUUGCUUCAUUUGGGGUAGAGGAAGUACCCAAGUCGAUGGUACAGACGACAUGGGAGAAGCUUGCUCAGCCGUCGCUUGUACGAUACCAGAAAUGGAUGGGGAAACACCUAACUGUGUUUCAACCACUGAUUUUCUAGACAUGAAAUUCAUACACACCU